Penicillium salamii is the source of this 2718-nucleotide messenger RNA. The record is from the annotation of a GenBank genome assembly. Lineage: Eukaryota; Fungi; Ascomycota; Eurotiomycetes; Eurotiales; Aspergillaceae.
AUGGCAGUUCCUACUCCAGAUAAGCCUUUGAACCUCCUUUCCUUGGAUGAGGAGGAUUCUGCACCGGAUCGUUUGGAGCCUGGCGUGGUAUUGACUGCGUGGGAUCAAGCCAAUCGUUCUGGCACGUCCACUUCAGAUGACAGUGGGACACUCCCAGCAACGAGCACCCCAAGACCUACUACGGCUGCUACCAAUGUAUGCAAUGUAUGGAGCUCCCCCAGCUCUAUGUGCACGCAUACAGAUAUCUCGUCGUGGUCUGAAGGAGCACCACCACCACCACACCAACCUGAAAUUGGAACUCCCACCGUUAUUUCGACUACCCCAGCUCGAUAUCUUCCUCCUGGGAACGUUUUAGUUUCUAAUAUCUCCCUUCCCAUUACUCCUUCUGUUUCUUCCCAUUCCUCCCCACUCUCUUCUACUUCUUCAUCACUUCCUUCUGUCAGUACUCUUACCGCAGAAGACUUUUAUUCCCAACGUCGCAUCCAUCCUUUUAUCUUUCAAGAUUUCCUUUCACACGUCAACUGGCUCGAUAUGGCGUGGCCUUUGGGUAACGAGUCGGGUCCAAACGACAACGUUCUGGCUCGCUUGCAGAGCGCCUCCGUUGAGGACCUGCUCCAGUCCGUCACAGCCACAAUCGGCGAAACCACCAGCAAGCACCUCCCUGUGUUGGGUGGAGUCGUUAAAGUCACCAAUAUCCCGUACACCAUUACACGCCAGGAGGUUAACAGCUUCCUUGGCCGAGGCAAUAACCCCAUAGGCUCUGACCAUGGCCCUCAUAUUCACAUCAUCAUGGAACGUUCAACUGGCAAGACUAUGGACUGCUUUGUUGAGUAUCGCACCUUGGAGGAUGCCCGCAGAACGUGCGCUUCUCUCAACAGAAACUAUGAUCUUGGCAGUGCCCCCCGUAUGGGUGCUCGCCAUGUGGACGUGGAAAUGAGUAGCGCCGCUGAGCUGAUGAAGGCCCUCUUCCCGUUGGCCAAGUGCAUCAGCUGGGUUAACGGUAAACCCGUUGUUUCUUCCCGCCGCCCAUCAUGGUCCACUGGGUUUGAUGGCUUCUUGACUGAUGAGGAGCUGUUCUGUCUCAAGCGCCACGCCGAGCAGCCUCAUCGGAGCGCUUUCGCUAGCAAGAUCCCUCAGCGUUGCUUUGAGUCACUGAUCAGUACGAUCUGGAAGUUCCCCUGGAACGCUAACAACCUGUACACGAUCUAUCAGCGCAAUCAGCUAUUUCAACUUCUAUGCCAGAUGAUCGACAUUUUGAUUGAUCGUAUGCAUCAGAAUAAUACCGUGGGUUUGGAUCAUCGUCUCCUUCUGGAGUUGACCCGCACAGGAAUCAACUGCCCGGGCUUUAAUCCUCGUCAGAAGUGGACUGUCGCGUACCACUCCCAGGACCGCAACAUUAUGCGCACCGUCAGCCAAGACUGGUGCAUUACAUUCCCCUUUGACUGUUUGAGCUACUUGCCAAACCUUGUCCCUCUGGAUCUCAAGAUGAUCGCCUAUGUCAUGUCUCAUGGCGUGGUCAACUUCACCGGUGGCGAAUUCAAGCCAGUCACCAACAUCCCUGGUGUCCGUCACCCUUGGGGACCCAACUAUUUUGAGUGGACCCCUGAUGCGGCGCGCAACGUUAUGUUUGCCGUGGCCCUCAAACAUGAGGCGGAUAUCAUUCGGGCUUUCGUCAAUACUGGUUUCUCGAACCUCCUUAAAGGACAUUUGAGUACCUCAACUGUUGGUACUGCUCCCACCUCCUCCCAGGAGGGAGACAACGGAUCUGUUAGCAGCUCUCGCACGAUCCUUACCAAUGCGCAAAUCUCGUCUGGAACAGGUCGCCCCUCUGUGGUUGUGGUACCCUCGCGGGAUCAUUUGCCUCCGGGGGCUCCUGCGCCCAUGGGCAGAGUGGACGAUCCUGUCCCGCUUCGUGAGCCGCCCGAGCUGCUUGUGUGGAUUGAGAAGAACGUGCCGUUGCCAUUCUCACCUGCUAUGCCUGCGGCAACCCAAGCUGCUGGACCUGCGACUCCAGCUGCCAAUUCUUGGGCCGCCCAGGCUGCUAAUCCUUGGGCUAACCCAGAGGGUACCACCUCGAACUUCCCGAGACCCAUUAUCCGGCCUUUCCGCCGGCGAGCAAUGAGGGCUGUUCAUCGUGAUCCACGGGAAUUCACCAAGGACUGGGUCUUCCCUUUGACUCCCACUGCGGAGGAGCCUGCUGCAGAGGAAGCAGCCGAUGCGACCCCCCGAGCUGGAUCCCAGCGUACUGAGGCGGUUCCGACAGUCGAUCGCCCCUUGUCCCAGCAAAGCAGCACAUACAGACCUCCUCACGUGCGCAACUUGACUGCCGAUAGCGUCGCCUCCGGAGUAUCGGAUCUGGUUACACGCACUCGUGGCAUGAACAUCUCCACUUCGUCCAGUGGAAGCAGUGCGGCUACUUACCACGUGCCCCACGCAACUGCACAGAACGUGCGUUCGUCAUCCUUCUCGGAAUUGGAAACUGCACCUCUCUCCAUGGACAUGACCCAUCACCACUCAUACUCAGAGGUCUUGCGCGACACCGGUUUCACGGCCUCGCGUCGUUUCGAUCCUACUAUCUGGGCGGCGAACCCCAUAUUCGCCAACAGGGGCCCUCCUGGCCUGCUUCCAGCAGCGACCAUUGAGCAGCAGCCCUCUGCUAGUGGUGAGUCCAGUUCUGAGCAGUCUGUCAGUACUGGGCUUGGCUCUGAGCAUCAGUAG